GCCGCGUAGACGUGCAAAAUGGAAAUAGCGAGGGUGUGGAGGAGACAAAGUUGGAUCCUGAGCUCUACCUCCUCUCACCAACACCACCGAGUGCUCUUGUAGAUUGUGCCCCUCCCCAGGAACCGAAUAGAUCAGAAACCAUUCGUUUAAAUGUUGGUAGGAAGAAGGGUGAUGGCGCCGAGGGAGAUGAUGAGAAAGGCAAAGAUACUCCCGUCAUUAU
Messenger RNA from Acaulospora colombiana, 220 nucleotides. The record is from the annotation of a GenBank genome assembly. Lineage: Eukaryota; Fungi; Glomeromycota; Glomeromycetes; Diversisporales; Acaulosporaceae.